Molecule: messenger RNA, 1517 nt
Organism: Amphiprion ocellaris (clown anemonefish)
Lineage: Eukaryota; Metazoa; Chordata; Actinopteri; Pomacentridae
Gene: hint3
Product: histidine triad nucleotide binding protein 3
Exons: 5
Coding region: 26-526 (166 amino acids)
Molecular function (GO): catalytic activity
Source: RefSeq, a predicted model, not a curated record
GCUGGUGACUGGUCUUGGUACAACAAUGGCCGGAGUCGAAGCUACACAACCUGCUCAGGGUUACAUUUCCAAAACUAACAGCGUCCCAACUGAAGGAUAUGACAAGAAGUGUAUUUUCUGCAGGAUUGUAAACAAUGAAAUGGGGACGGAGCUUCUGCACUGUGAUGAAGAGAUUUCAUGUUUCAGAGAUAUUAAACCUGGAGCUCCACACCAUUACCUGGUUGUUCCAACUAAGCAUGUUGGAAACUGCAAAUCACUCAGCAAAGAGCAUGUGCCUUUAGUGAAGCGUAUGGUCGAUACAGGGAAGGAGAUUCUGCAAAAAAACAAUGUAACGGACCUCAGUGAUGUCAGGUUUGGUUUCCAUUGGCCCCCAUUCUGUUCUGUCACACACCUACACCUUCAUGUCCUGGCACCUGCCAGUCAAAUGGGCUUCGUGUCCCGCCUCUUCUACAGACUCAACUCCUAUUGGUUUAUCACAGCAGACCAGCUGAUUGAGCUUCUCAACUCUAAAGGAGAAACCAACUGAUAACUUGGAUCCAGUUUUUGCACGAAUUGACAUGAUGAGGUGACUCUUCCUUCUUAUAGAUGUCAUGUUGGAUGGGACACACAUUACUCUGCUGUCUGUUUAGCCACAGCUUCUGACAGUAUUUUAAACCGGUGAUGUACCUAUAACAACAGACUACCUGAUUUUUAGUUUUAGCAUGUUUAGUAUAAAAACAUUUGGGACUUAUAGCCGAAUAAAAGCUUGAAUGAUGCCAAAUCUUUAUUUUAUGUUAUUUUUUUAAUUGUUUUGCUGCUUGAAACGUGUCAAACAAAUGUUCUAGGAGCAUUCUGGUUUUGACUGUUUUUACUGACAAAGUGAAUUGAAUCUAAAGUAAUGUAAUAAAACGUAUUUAGUUCAUGGACCAAAGAGCAUACAGUGUGAUUCAGAUCUUUCUCAUUUUUAAUUUCAACAAAAUUGAAAGAUGGGUUGAGCAGAGCAAUAGACUUACUGAGAGGACUUUUCAUCAUUUCACUGCCAGAAACACCAAUUUAGCUCUUUAGCUGUUUGAUUUCCUGUUAUGCACGUCUGCUUUCAUGCUAUAAACAUCUGAUUUUAUGCAUGCAAAAACAGAAAUAUAUUUAAAACUCUGCAAGAAAGAUGAGUGAUAUAAUCCGUAUAUUGACAUAAACUGUGCGUACAUUGAUUAUCUAAGCUGUGUUAUUCUUGCAGCAUAGCUGACAUGGGUCAAAGGAUAGAGUAACAUCUUCAUUAAAUAUUAAUAAGGGUCCUUAAAGUAGGAAGCAUGGUGCACUUCAUGUUGUUAGCAAGCACUGAAAUAUAAUGCUGUAUUUGUUAAUACAUGCUCAUCUGAUAUUUGAUUUGAAGUAAUGUGUAAAGGUCUAUUAAGAAAUGUAAUAUGGAGUAAUGCUACUGUUCUAUAUUAUCAGAAUGUAAAAACAAAACCACUGAGCUCUGUUUAAAAAGGUAUGCACUUUAAGAUUUACUUUAAUUUCGAAUAAAGAAUAUAUUAUUA